This is a messenger RNA of Eurytemora carolleeae, 4144 nucleotides long. RefSeq names its product zinc finger protein 16. The transcript is spliced from 9 exons. NCBI's taxonomy places the organism in Eukaryota, Metazoa, Arthropoda, Copepoda, Calanoida, Temoridae. The coding region runs from base 321 to 3845 and encodes 1174 amino acids. Gene Ontology annotation, molecular function: protein binding; DNA-binding transcription factor activity; RNA polymerase II cis-regulatory region sequence-specific DNA binding. The record is from RefSeq and is a predicted model, not a curated record. Gene Ontology annotation, biological process: regulation of transcription by RNA polymerase II. Gene Ontology annotation, cellular component: nucleus.
UAUGAAUGUCUAUAACUGUGAAAAUUGAUUAUUUUAACUGUGGUAACAAAUUUUCUUAAAAAGUGACUUUCGCAUUUCUACAGGAGGGAAACAUAUUUCUGUAAGAUUUAUCAGAAUUAAACACUUUUAAACCUAGAAAAACGACAGUAUCCUCCAAACUAUUGAUCAGACAUAGGUUUCAAGGGUACCUUUUUGAAUCAGGCAUUGCCAUUUCACUUGAAUAUACGCUUACACCUCCUUUAAAAGUUAAACAGCCACGUUUAUCGUUACCUAAAUGUUUUUAACAUUAUUUAUUUUGUGAUUAAUAAGUUUCAGACAAAAUGGCGGCCUCCACAACUGAGAUAAUUAGCGGAUUUGAGAACGAGCAGAAAUCCACGGUUUUCUCAGCGCUAAGUGAAUAUUUGAGUACAGGACUAUUCGUGGAUAUAUCACUGGUCUGUAAGGGACAAAUAUUAAGAGCACAUAAGGUUGUCCUCUCUUCCAGCAGUAAAUAUUUUAAAGAUCUGUUCCGACACCAACCCGGAGUAACCCUAGUAGAUCUAGAUAAGGAGCUGGCUCCGAACGAUCUGAACCUGACCUUAGAAGAUGUUCAGCUUAUCAUUGGAAUUCUUUAUUGUGUUGGAACAGUUGAAAUAUCACCACAGAGGAUUGAAACCUUACUGGUCUGUUCCCAGGUUCUAGGAAUUCCGACGUUGAUCUCAUUUUUGAAACAAAUUCGUGAAUCUAUCAAUGACAAAACGUUUGUGAAAGAUUGUCCCAGUAUCCUGGAGUAUCAUGAUAUUCCAAACCUGUCGGAUCCUAAGGAUGUAAUGUCUCCGGGUAGAUCUUACAAUAAGUCGUCAGACAGUUCUAAUCUUCCGUCGGCACAACCCAAUCCAAGGACUAGCGGAGAAAUAAUGUACAUUAUCUCCCCCUCCUCCCAACAUUUCCCUCCAGCAGUGUAUUCAACCCUUCCCUCUACAUCUGCAGCUCCGACAUCAGGACAGAAAACAAGAACUACAGGUUCAGGGUUUACUCCAGGUCCAGCUUUCCCUCUCCUAGAUCUAUCCUUGGUUAAACCAAUGACGGAGAGCUGUGUAAAUACUCCGGAACCAACUCCAACCAAGCAAUCCAGGCAGCCCAGCCUAAGCCCUGUGCCUGGUCCUAGUGGGGUCAAGGAUUCCUUGCUCUAUCAGAAAAAAUCUUCAGCACGACAGCUAGGUUCAAGAAUUUCAAGUUCAUCUUUCUCCGGGUUCUCUCUUCACUCCCUCCAGUCCCCUCGUCUUAAAUCCACUGAGACGAGUGUAUCUGAUAAUCCCUCUGGAUCCAGGCUUGGAACCAGUGUGCUGGAUGUCCUGGAUCAGAACCUCUUAAUGCACCUGAACAACCUGCAGGCGAACCAGCUGGAUGACCUAGAGAACGUCCUGCUCCCUCAUCUAACAGUGGAUCCUCGUACUCAGGACUCCCCCGGACAAAACCUCCUGGAUAUACAAACCAUGGAGUUGAGUUCCAGUGGAGAUAGUUCUGUUGAGAGCUAUGAAACUAUUGCUGAGGAAAACUUGGAGCCAGUGGAAGAAAAUGUGGAGCCGGUGGAAGACAGGUUUGAAGAAACUGUUGAAACUACUGAGCUGGUUGAAAAAAACCCUAAAAGUGUUAUGGAGCCCCAAGAUCAGUUGACUGAAUCUUCUGACAUUGCACCGUCGCUUAUUGUUUCUGAGCACCCAGUUUUGAAGAAAAUAUCAGAUCUGAAAGAAAAGACGAAUUCAGAAGGUUCUUUACUUUUAAAUCUACAUGGACAUCAACCUGGAAACAGAGAUGCUAAUAUUCUCAAACCUCUUGGUGGUAAAAAAAUGAAUAAAGUUCUAAGCUCUGAACCUUGUAAGAGACGAAUGAGUAGUGCAGCAACAAGUAGUUUGCUUGAGAAGGAUAUUGUUGACUUCCGUUGUUCUAGUGUUCCUCUUCUAGCUCGGAGCAGUCCUCCACUCGCACUCACACCAGCACUAGGAAGAAAGGUGUCCAAACUAGCCGGAACUAAUCUUGUUAAUAGUCCGGACAACCCUGAGUUAAACAGCAAUCUUUCAGUAUCAAACUCUGUUCGAUGGACUCCUGUAAAAGGAAUAACCCUGUCUCCGUUAAAAAAUCUUCUUCGUCCCGACACUGUGGGAGACCUUAUCAUGGAAAAAGAUACUGCAAAUAAACUUAUUCAAGAUGACCACGAUGUCAGAGAUGAUGAUAUUGAUGAUAUUACAGCUGAAGAAGGAAUCUCCCAGGAUCAAGAUGAGGAAGCACAGGACCAGCAUCCUAGAGAAAUAAUCAUGAACCUGGAUCAGGUUUGUCAAACUGGACAAAAGAUGAAGUUCUCAAUCCCUGGGGUGUCCAGAGAAGUAACUUUAAACUUCUCCGCGGAAGCGCUCCAGGAAAUGAAGAAUGCCGCGCUCAGAUCUAGUCUUGAUCUUUCUACUGGAGGAGAUCAAAACUCUGAAAUAUCAAGCACUAAACAAGUUUCUCUCUCAGAUUCAGAAGAGAAAUCACCAAUUCCUCACAAGAAACCAAAGCGGAUGAAAAAGAAUCUCCGACAAAAAUUAAAAUCAAAUUUAUCCAGUCGGCCUCUCAGCACCAAUACUAAAGUUCGCGAUGAGAUCACAUGUUCUGUUUGCUUAAAACCAUUCUCCAAUGAAGCUCAACUGAAAAAGCACAUGAAGUUUCACGUGGAGAAGAAUAUUAUCUGUAAGUUCUGCCCGGAGAGUUUUGAGAAGGCCUGGGUGUACAAUAAGCACCUGGAGGAGGAACAUCAGAUCAAGGAGAAGCAUGAGUGCCCUGACUGCAGUAGGAUGUUCUAUCAGAGGACGGAGUUGCUCGCGCAUAUUCAAUCCUUUCACCAAACUAAAAAAGUUUUCAAAUGCCAGGUUUGCCAUCUUGACUUCAACCACAAACAUCUACUGGUGAAGCACCUGACAAGCUGGCACAGCACCCUCCCCAUCUCUAUGUGUAACCUCUGCACAGAGAUAUUCGAGGAUGUGAACGCUCUGGACAGUCAUAUUUGUCCAGGAGCUGAGAUAACAAACAGGAAUAUUAUCUGCCAUCAGCAUGAAGUUCCUGUCAAGCUGACCAGCAGGCAGGAACUACAGGUUCACAUGUCAACAGAGCAUAAUGACGGAGCUGCUAAAUUCCAGAUUUUCUGCUGUAUUUGCCAGAAAUCCUUUCUGCUGCGGAAUAAUCUAAAUAAACAUCUUCGAAACAUUCACAAGCUGGAAACAGGAGGAAAUAUUUCAAGAAAAGAGUUUAAAUGUACGGUUUGUGAUAAAGUGUUCUAUUACAAGAAUGAUUUGAGAAAUCACAUGGAAAUACACUCUGCCAGUAAGAAGUACAACUGUAGUUCUUGUAACAAGUCGUUUUACUGCCUGAAGUCCCAGAAGCAGCAUGAGAGACACUGCUGCUCUGAACAGACCUGGAGCUGUGAAAUAUGCAACAAGCAGCUGAGCUCUAAGUUUAAGCUCCGAGCUCAUAAACUAACUCACUCACAGGACCGAAGUUUCAGCUGUCAAGUUUGUAAUCAGAUGUUUAAAGAGAAGAGAACUAUGAUAAAACAUUUUAAAAAUAAACAUAAAGAGACAAUCAACAAACCUUUCCAAAUAUCUAAUGAAAGCGUAGGACAAACUACACAGUUUCCCCUUUCACAAACUGUAGAGAUGUCCCUGUCACAAACCUACGGGUUGUCCCAAACUGAUGGAAUGUCCGUGUCCCAAGCUUCAGUAGUGCCCUUGUCCCAAGCUUCAGUAGUGCCCUUGUCCCAAGCUACAGUAGAGCCCUUGUCCCAAAAUGAAGGGGUGACACUAUCCCAAAAUGAAGGGGUGCUUAUGUCCUAAACUGCGCCUUCUAAACGCCAAUCUGAAAGUUGUUCAGACUUAAACAUUAGAUACAUUAGACAAAUCAUACAAAUCUUAAAAUUUUGGACUAAAUUAUGUUUUUAUAAAUACAUUUUCUGCUCAUCAGUAUUUUACAAUAAACAAGCCUACCAUACUUAUAAUAUUUAAAUUUGAAAAGUCUAAAAAAUAUUUAUGUAUAAUCUUAAUUGUGAAAAUUUACAAAGUUCUAUUUUCAGAAAACCAGAAAUCAAAUGAAAAAAACUUGCAGCAGUUGAAUAGAUCCCACAAUGGAGAUCAAG